GUAGUCCGUUUCAUGAGCACGGAAAACUCCGGAUCUUCUCCGGAUACGCUGGACCACAACAAAUCGUCGACUUCUCUAGCACUAGCGGCGUCGCUAGUAGACGGCGGAGGCGCCGCGCUGGCCGGAACGAUAUUGUUUUCCUGUAGUUUCCAGUGAGUGACGCCGACAAUCCUCGUCCACACGAGCACUUGCAGGAGUAGGAGGUGAAACGGGAGCGGGACUCUCGCUAAAACACGGUCCAUGGCGUCCGGGACCGCUCUCUGGUUUGCUCGUGUCUCCACAAAACUCUUCCCUUUGCUGCCUUGUUUGUUGCAAUAUUUCCAUUAGAAGCGCACCAUAACGCUGCGCAUUAAUUAGAAUUGCUGCUGGCUUGUGAAAAGGGAACGGAAUGGCAGAAGAAGACGACGCAGAGAAGCAGACCAUUGAGUCCGUUAUGGGAUUCUCGGGGUUCGGGAAGAAGGCGGCCAUGCAUUUCGACGUGGAAAAGAUGUUUGCGGAGACGCGUCGCUCUGCACAGGAGUACACACAGAGCGUGGCAAUCAAGAAAGGUGUGGAGACAGGAGGUGCGGAGGGAGUGGGUGAGGGUGGGGAGAUGAGGAGUGGUGAUAGUAGCGAUGACGACGAUGACAUCAUCGGUCCGCCACUCCCACCCGGGUACGGGGCAGGGGGGAGUGGGUCUCAGCCCGAGAGGUCCGAAGAGGGGGAGAGUGAGGAGGACGAUGAAGAAGAUAAUUCGGAUUUCUUGCAUUCAUUUCCCUUGUCACAUGAAGUGAAACUGGAACAUGGAGAUAAACCAGUAUCAGCUCUGGGCAUGGAUCCCAGUGGAGCCAGAGUCAUAUCUGGUGGCUAUGACUACACGGUACGGCUCUGGGACUUUGCCGGAAUGGACUCAAGACUCAAAUCAUUUCGCUCCAUCACUCCCUGUGAGAGUCAUCGGAUAUGUACACUGCAGUACAGCAUCACUGGAGACGCAAUUCUUGUGGCGUCCGGAAGUGCACAAGCGAAGGUGUUGGACAGAGAUGGUCACAAUAAGAUGCAGUGUCCUAAGGGCUGGCAGUACAUCAUUGACAUGACUAAUACAAAGGGGCAUGUUUCCAUGAUAAACUGUGCCUGCUGGCACCCAAAGAUCAAGGAAACCUUCCUUACCUGCUCCAAUGACUGCACCCUGAGACUUUGGGACGUGAAUGAAAAGGAGAAGCAGCUGAACGUGAUCAAGGGGAGGGACAAGAAGGGGAGAAAGUCCGCCAUUUCCACGUGCACCUUCAGUAAAGAUGGAAAGAUGAUAGCAGCUGGGCUGGUCGACGGUAGCAUACAGCUGUGGAAGAGCAGCGGACCUUUUACUAGAUCAUCUCUACAUCAGUACACUGCUCAUACUCCAGGCACCGAGACGUCUUGCAUCACCAUGUCCCAUGACAACCAGACACUCGUCUCCAGGGAGAGGUGAUUGACACAUUGAAAGUUUGGGACAUUCGAUCGUUCAAGAGGCCCGUCAACGUUGCAACUGGAUUGCAAAACUUUUUCUCGGUAACUGACUGUGCAUUUAGUCCUGAUGAGAAGAUUAUCGUCACGGGAACAUCAGUCAGGAAAGACCAGGGAAAAGGUGAACUGGUAUUCUUUGACAGAGAACUGAAUAAAGUUAACUCUCUACCAGUGGCAGACUGUAGUGUGAUUCGUUGCUACUGGCAUCCAAAGCUGAACCAGAUUGUCGUUGGCCUUGGCAACGGAAAGGUUCACGUCUUCUUCAGUCCUCGAUAUAGCAUCAGGGGAGCCAAGCUGUGUGUGGUAAAGAAGAAAGUCCAGAGAAUUGAAGACAUGGUUCACAGUGAAAUCAGCGGCCCCAUCAUAACACCACAUGCCCUCCCUCUGUUCCGGGAAGACCAGCCGAAGAGCAUGAAGAGACGGAGAGAGAAGGAGAGAGCCGAUCCAAAACUGUCUCACAAACCAGAAACUCCCGCCCCUGGAAAAGGUGUUGGAGGUAGAAUAGGCACAGGUAGUUCCCUCGGUUCUUACGUGAGGAAAAUCCGAGCUGUCGAGAAUGUGGAUCUCGAUGAAGAUCCCAGAGAAGCUCUUCUCAAAUAUGACAAAUCAGCUAAAGAGAAUCCGUUUUGGAUCGCACCUGCUUAUAUGGGGACUCAACCAAAGCCACUAUUCCAAGAGGCCGAAGACAGUGACGAAGAUUGACUGCUUAUGAAGAGUUGCAGCUGCCAUUUUUUGAGGAAAAGGUCCAACUGUUCGGCUACAAUGGCAAAACUGCUAUUUCCAUCAUUUUUAUGUGUUACUGCACCUUCUUUUAAUUGGUCUUUUUAUUUUCAAUUUGCGACAGAAGUGGGUACGUAAGUUUGCGACAUCUCACAGGUUUAUACACAUAAUAUUAUGAAUGAUUUUUCAGAUGAGUAAUACAUUUUAGUGCUUUUGUAAAAAUAAUUUUUAGUGUCUUUUACAAGUGAAUCACACACACACGUGUAUCUGAUAAUUAUGUACACAUUCAAUGGUAGCUUAGGAAGAGGUGAAAUUCAGAUGUGUUGCUUCUUUUUACCAAAUGCCAGCCUUUAGUUCAUUUC
This is a messenger RNA of Geodia barretti, 2561 nucleotides long. Lineage: Eukaryota; Metazoa; Porifera; Demospongiae; Tetractinellida; Geodiidae. The record is from the annotation of a GenBank genome assembly.